AUGGCUGCGCUCAUAGACACGAGAAUAUUGCUCCAAAAAUUCAGAGGCAUCCCUUCUAUAAUCCCGCGGCGAAAUCGUGUGAAAGCAAAAUGGGCAGCCACACGGCCAAGGUUUCCUGCGACUGGCCUGGCCUUACAGAACUUCGACAUGAACUACGGCACACAGCUGGGAGAAAUCUGGCCAUCUGUACGCGUCAGCAUGCUCUCCGAGCAGAAGUACGGGGCUCUCAUGAACAACUUUGCAGCGCCGGAGGUGAUGCGAGACUUAGAGCUGCAGGGAGCGAGGGACUUCGUUUACUUUGAUGUGUCGUCGGGUGAAGAGAGGGACACUGCGCAGGAGCAUUCGCAGGGCCUACCGAGCAGUGUCCUGACCUCAUCAGAAACGCUGGAGGACACCCUGCGUCCAGCUCUCAGUCCGAAUAUCAAGUGCUUUGUGUUUCCUAAGGGUGACAUCUCUCGCUUCAGACCCGCCAGGCCAGACAGCUGUGGGAGUCUGGGAUACUACCUCCUGGACGCGGCCUCUGUGCUGCCGGUCCUGGCCUUGGACGUCCAGGAGGGACACACCGUGCUGGACCUCUGUGCUGCUCCGGGAGGGAAGACCCUGGCUCUCCUACAGACCCUGGCCAUCAGACGCCUCGCUGUCAACGACGCCUCUGUGUCCCGCACAGCCCGUCUGCGCCGGGUGUUGCAGAGCUACAUUCCCAAAGAGCUCUGGACAGAGGACCGGGUUCGCAUAACUUCCUUUGACGGCAGGAAGUGGGGCGAGCUUGAAAGAGAAGCAUUUGACAGGGUCCUUGUGGAUGUUCCAUGCACCACAGAUAGACACUCUCUGCUGGAGGAGGACAACAACAUCUUCAAGAGGAUCAGGACCAAGGAGAGGCAGACGUUGCCCUUGCUGCAGACCCAGCUGCUGUUGGCAGGGAUACAGGCAGCCUGCCCAGGAGGGGAUGUGGUUUACUCCACCUGCACCCUGUCCCAGCUGCAGAAUGAGUGUGUGGUGGAGCACGCUGUCCACCUGGCCCAGGAGGAGAUGGGCAUCACCGUCCACGUCCGGGACCUGCGGCCCCUCACCCACCUUUUCAGGGACACCUUCCACUUUGCCCCAAACAUCCGGCUCGGGGAGCUGGUCCUCCCGCACCUCACUGCCAACUUCGGCCCCAUCUACCUCUGCAAGCUGCAUCGGGUCAGCUAGGCCUGCCCGUGAUUGGUCAAGACUGGUCACAUGCUUGACAGGGCAUGAGGGGGAAGGUGUGUUUGUAGCUCCAGAGUGUCACAAAGGGCUUAUGUCCUGGACAUUCCUCACCUUCAGAAAGACGCAGCACUGAAAAACUGCACCAGUUGUACAGUAUGUUCUAUAUGUGAAAUGUAUUUAUUCUCUAUGGGUGAGUUAUCAUAUAUAUUUUAAAAACAGCUAUGUUUGUAUGCUCGCUUACGUUAAA
Messenger RNA from Megalops cyprinoides (Indo-Pacific tarpon), 1438 nucleotides. RefSeq names its product NOP2/Sun RNA methyltransferase 4 (gene nsun4). The record is from RefSeq and is a predicted model, not a curated record. NCBI's taxonomy places the organism in Eukaryota, Metazoa, Chordata, Actinopteri, Elopiformes, Megalopidae. Gene Ontology annotation, cellular component: mitochondrial large ribosomal subunit. Gene Ontology annotation, molecular function: methyltransferase activity. Bases 1 to 1191 code for a protein of 396 amino acids. Gene Ontology annotation, biological process: rRNA methylation. The transcript has 6 exons.